Messenger RNA from Diabrotica balteata, 966 nucleotides. Lineage: Eukaryota; Metazoa; Arthropoda; Insecta; Coleoptera; Chrysomelidae. The record is from the annotation of a GenBank genome assembly.
AUGGCUAAAAAAAUGAAAAUGUUAAAGCGUGAAGAAGAAGAAGUACCGUCAAUAACUACGGGUGAUAUUGCUCCAGCAGCAAAAAAAUUAUGGGGUCUCGAAUCAAAAGAUGCUUCAAGUAAAUUGAAUCUGAAUCAUCUUAAUCAUGAAGGAGUAUGGAGAGAUCCAACAUGGGCAGCCCCAGAACAUGCAGUGUCCGCAUCGUUGGCGAUGGGCAGAAGAGCGGGCGGCUUCGCGGGUGGAGGCGGGGGUGAUACUGGUGGCGGUGGCAGCAUCCUGUCACCACGCGGUUCCGAUAACGGCGGUUUGGGCGUCAAAAUGGUCGAAUACGUACUAGGUACAUCACCUACCGGUAAAGACAAUAGCAUGGUGGGCGAUAGAGGACCGGGAGGACCAGGCGGUCUGGAACCUCGUAUGCGUGCGCUAGUUCUUCAAGAUUGCGACAAAGACAAAGAUAAACCUCAAAGUCCGAAAGAGGAAUGCAACGGACAACAGGUGGUGGUUGUACAGAAUGGACAAGUCGGACAAGAUGAAGAAAAAGGCGGUUUUAAAAUAUCUAACGAAAGAAACAGUUUCCUUUGCAGUCGGACUCCGGGCAGCCGGCAGCCCUCUCCCGCCGAAGAAGAACUCAGUAAAAAUGGCAUGGGAUUAGAUCCGGCGUCGUUGGCGGUUCUGAAACAACAACCAAACGAACAACCACUUCAACCGCACCACUUGCACCACUUACCGCCGCAUUUGGCUCCUCAUCUCGGCGUCACAUUGGCAGAAUCGGUCAAUCAACAAUUCGAGCAUUUCGCGGCUGAACAACAACAGCAGCAGCAACAGCAACAACAGGCUAGUGGAAAUCCAUAUGAACAGCAGCAGCAUGGUUAUGCACCACAGCAUCCUCAACAACACCAGCCUCAUCAGGUGGAUAGUGCAGUCCUACAGCAACAACAGCAUAACUUCGAUGUACAGCACUCGUGA